This is a messenger RNA of Linum trigynum, 4924 nucleotides long. Lineage: Eukaryota; Viridiplantae; Streptophyta; Magnoliopsida; Malpighiales; Linaceae. The record is from the annotation of a GenBank genome assembly.
CUUUUGCUCUGCCUUUUUUAUCUGGAAGGUGUUCCUCCUUCCUCUUCAUGUGUCCUUUUCACAUAUGAAAGGGCACCUGUAACCGUCAUCCUUUGUAUUCUCGCCUGCUUCAGCAACGCGUCUUCCCUCCAGGCGACUGGAACCGUCAUCCCUCCCUCUUUCUCUUUGCUUCCGACAGCAAAUUACACUCCGAUUCCUUAUUUCCCCUCAACCCUAAUCCCCUUGCCGUAGCAACGGCAACGUCGACCAUUAUCUGCCGACGACAAACGGUAUUGCCAAGCCGAAACUGUCGACCGAGCUCAACCCUCGACGGAACUCUGGGCGACCAGCACUCUCCCCUGCCAGAUCGUACCCACCAGUCCCAUCACUCUCCCUUUGCCGGAUAGGAGCAACCAGUCCUGUAUUGCUCAAAGUUAGACAGAGGCUUCGCGAUAGAGAGGUUUCAAUCUGCAUCCUUGGUUGGGAAAUUGUCAGCCGAAUUUGCCUCCAAUCUCGGUCGUACCGCUGUUGGGGUCAUGAAAUCAGCGUCGCCAACUGGAAUUUUGGGAGGUUAGCCCUUCUGAUUUUCCGCUUCCCUAAAAUUUUCACACUCUGGUCUCUCGCUUUGACUCUUGCACACAAGUCUUCGCUUUCGUCUAUAAUUUUCACACAAGUCUUCCCGUCCAUUUGUUGAAACUAAUUUAAGGGUUUAUCCUGUGGAUCAGCCACCCCGUUCCACCGGCGCUGCUACCUUGGCACUGUGGUCCGCUCACUGCAUUCUGGCAACUGAGUUUUCGGCCGCUGGUCUUCGUUUCUUCGUAGUCGGCUGCUGCUGCGUUCCCCUCACUGAGUUCCGACAAGUGGAUUUUGUGGUGCGACUCUUCGUUUCUUCGUAGAGGGCCAUCGUAUCAUACGACGGCGUCAAAUUCCGCCGGCUGAAUUUGGGGAACCUGCACGUUGUUCCCUUGAACAAAUUGUGAAAGGUUUGUUAGAGGUUUGCGGCCACCUCCACGCUCGGGUAGCUUCCAGAUUCACGUUUCAGGUCAGUGAUCCCGCUUCAGCUUCACGAUUACCGCCGUUGUAAGGUGUGAUUUGUCUUUUUAAUUUUUUAGUUAGGGCCCGCAGAAUCCAUUAGAAUAGUGGUUGGAGCUAGGGAAAUUGGUGUCUUUUUAGGUUGAUAUAGUUCGAAAUGGCUUCAAUCGACAUUUUUAUUGACACAGGAGUAAAUUACCAUGUUCCUACGUGCUCAUUGAUUGACUUUGUAACGAACGUUGAAGUAUGCAGGUAUACUUGGUGGAAAUAUAUUUAUUGCCCUUUCAAAAUUGCAGGACUCAGAACUGAAUUAAACUAAGUUAUCAACUCUCUAAACCACACCACAAGGAUCCAUGUUGGAUUAGAACAGGCUGACUUGCUUUUAUCAAGGUGAAUUGAAAUAGAACUCGAUUAUGGGAUAAAGUUUCUCAAACUAAAGCAUUUGAUGUGUGUUUUGUCUGACCUGAAACUGAAAUUGUGUUGCAGAAGAUACCCAUCAUUCGAUCAGGUUGUGCAACCUGUAAAAAAAGCCAGCACUGCUGACCUAUUGAUGGUUGCUCCCCAACAAUCAAUACAACCUUUUUUACAUGCUUUUAAACUUCCUGUGAUGUCUCGCUAUGUGGCCUUAGUUUGGAAGAUACCCUUAAUUGAUAAGAACAAUCCUGAUUUACCUUAGGCACAUCCAAUUAAUGGUGAUGGGCAGUAAGGAUCCCAACAACUAAUUGUUCCAUUUUGAUUCGAUUCUCCUACAAGGUAUAUAUUUGACAGAUUUAAGGCAUCUCUCGAUAAAUUCCAUGGCGGGAUGGGGUUCUUGACAUAUCUAUUGCUAGGUUUGUUCCUUCUGAAAGCCAUUUCAUGCAUGGAUUCUUCAUUUCCAUUCUCUGUUGAUGAGUAUUGGUUCUUUGUAUUUUACUAAUUUUUUUUUGUUAACUGCCUCUUCAAGCUUCACCUGGCAAGCUAUAUGUCGAUCGCAAAUUUUGCAGUUUUGGAGUUGUUCAUUUGGUUUGCCAGUUUAUCCUUUAGAUAAUUUACUUGAAUGAGUUAUAUGCUGCACUUUUAUUAAUGAUCUGCGGUAGAUAUAAACAAACAAAAUAACAUACUUGAUGUAAGCAAAGCUUCUUGGUCCCCUACAUGUUGCUGUGAACGGGUUAUAGUUCUCCUUUAUUUUUUUCGGUAAUUGUUGUUGUUCAUUUAUAGCUCCAACUUAGUCAAACUAGACUAAGUUUCUAGGGAAAAAACGUACAUUUUAUGGCUUAUCCUUCUACUGCUAUCAAUUUCUACAGAAUUACCAAGCAUAGUGCUAAAUACUUAUCAGUUUACAUUCAUUAUCCUUGCAAAGCUAGACAAGGAUAUCACCCUAGACACUUCCUCAUUUCCAAAACAAGAAUGAUGCACUUCUUCUUUAAGCUACCUAGCCAGAUCCCUAUGGCUUUUCUUAGCAGCAGUGAACACCUAGCUUUGCAAGGAUAAUGAAUCACAAAUCUGCAUUUCUUCUUUAAACUUCUUUAAAUAAAUGUGAUGUUACUCAAAUUUUUCAUCUGGACAAUAAAUGCUUAUGUUUUUGUUAACUAUUUCCAUUAACCAAAUCUUGCUUUGCUUUUUGUUUUUUAUCAGCACAGAUUUUCAGAUUUGCUGCAGUUACAUUUUGAUUAUUGGUUGGUUCGAGACCACCAAUGGCGGUGACGACUAAUUACAGGUCUACAGCUGGUGAGACCCGCCAACAUGAUGGUUGAAAAGUGAAAGUGAGAUUUCGAUCACAGGCUCAUUCCUCCACCGACAGUUAGGGUCCAGGUUAAGUGUGGGCAACCUACCACGAGACCAACAUCAGAGCUCAAGCCUCCUUCGGUAGAUAAAAUCCCACCUUUUUCAUUUUUUCCCCUCUGCCCUCUUUUCGAUUUCUAUUUUGGAUUUUGCAGAACUAGGUGUGAAAAAGACCAGGAGCGGAAGAAAAUGUUGACCGGACCGCUAGGCUACACCUUCGAGACCAUAAAAAGAUUUACAAGGACAAAGAAAGGGAUUUUAAAUCGUUCAUGGAUAUAAUAGGGGUGAAAGGCAAACCCAACACAAUGCUGCUUCAAGACCCAAUUAGCCAGGAGAAGCAUUACCGUGAGAUGAGAAAGAAUGCUAAGAUGGAGAAAGCUUCCAAGUCCAUCUCCGAGAUCAUCUUGGAAGACGACCACCUCGCUUAGAGUGAGUGUAAACCUUUUAUCUUUGAUCUUCUUCCUUGGAUUUUAGGUAAUUCGAUUAGAUUUGGGUGUCCAAUUCUGUUUCAUUUUAUUGCUUUCAACUCUUGAAUCAGUGAUUAGUAAAGGUGGGAAGUUAGCAGGGAAGGAUGUGUUGAGCUUGAUUGAGUUGUUGAUGAAUGAGCUACUGAAAUUGUACGAGAUUAUGGGGAUGGAAAUCUCAAACAACAGAUGAUAUUGCAGGGGAAAAGACUUCAAAAAUUUCAUCCCUCUUUAACUUCAGAAAAAUAAUUAUGUUUUGAGUUCUUAUUUGAUUUUAAUUUCGCCAAAAUUGUACAGGUAAAGAGAGCUGAGAAGUAUGUAGAGAUAUUAGACAUGUUGAAGGUCAAGAAUUCUUCUUUGAUUCACUUGGCAUUGUAGAGGGUCCUGGCAAUUGAGUGGAGGACUAUUUUCGUCACUAGAGAUGGUCGAUUAGUCUUCCGGCGACGAGCAGAGCCUCUACGAGGUACUUCCAUUUCUCCAUUCUACCCUAUCAAUGAAUCAUGUGUUGCAUGUGAUCUUAGGCCGAUCUUGCUGACUAUUCAUUUGAUUCAUUUUUUUCCUUUUUGGUAUAAUUAGGGUUGGGGUUAGAGUCUAGACAGUGACAUGCAUGGUAUUAUGAUUAAGGAUGUAUAAUUUGUUGCGAUGGUGAAAGUUUCACGCUUGGUACUAACCAUAAACCACUAGACGAUUAUUAUUGGUAAGGAAAUUGGUUGUUGGGGAGAACCAAAUUUAGCUUGACAGUACGCAUGCAAAUGGGUUUUGGAGUUGCUGCUCUUUUAGCAGCAUUUAAUGGUGAACAAGAAACUGAAGCUCUCUGGAGUUCAUUCAUUUCGCCAAAGCUGAACCAUAGAAACUGGCUUCUAAUACCCAGUUCAAAGUCGUGGGAAACAUAUUCUGAAUGGUUAGUUUAGUUACAGGGGAUAUACUUGAGAUGUAAUUGUACGAGGUCCUGUGAUACCUUAUUCGUAUCUCAACUAUGAUGUUAGGCAAUCGUAUCUCAACUAUGGAUGUACUCUACAUGGUUAUUGCUUAUUUCUCACCAAUUGUGCCACCUUCAUGAUUGUGUUCCAUAAAAUUGCUGAGUUCAAGCCCUUUGUUUUUAUGAGCUGUUCAAGCCAUUCGUAUUUGUUCUAUUUAGUAGAUUGCUUAUAUUAAUUUAGGAUUGGGUGCUAACUUUAAAAAAUGAUGUUGCGCUGGCUGCAGAUUCUUGGUGUGCAGAAGACAACAUCUCAGCGUGAGAUAAAGAAAGCAUACCAUAAAUUGGCUUUGAGACUCCAUCCAGACAAAAACCCAGGUGAUGAGGAAGCAAAAGAGAAGUUUCAGCAACUACAAAAGGUGAUAUCAAUCCUUGAGGAUGAGGAAAAACGUGCACUUUAUGACGAAACUGGUUGUUUUGAUGAUGUAGUAGCGGGAGACGACAUCCACGAGGUGGAGGCGAUUGACGAUGAUGAUGCAAUUGGUAGCAGUCGGAGGAGCUGGUCACUGUAUCCAGAGUAGCUGCCUGUGAGAAGAGCUCCAUCUCUAGCGAGGGUCUAGGGUUUGAGAAUGAGAGAUUAUUAAAAUUGGGGAGGAAGAGCCACUUCCAUUCCAAAUGAUGUUCGGAGUUGAGGUUUGGCUCGGUGCUCGAUCAACUGGUCAAGUUGGCUGGUUUCUCCAAGUUUUACACGUAAUAAGAUAUUGCUUCCACC